CAGUUCCAGCUAGAACCGACACUCUCCAAUCUCUGUCCAGUAAAAACACGCUCGCUGCCCGUUACCGCUCAGACCUCAGCCUGCUCGUUGUCUCGCGGGGUGUGUGAAGGCACGAUAACAUGGUUUUCGGGGGUUUGUCCGCAGUAGCAGCUACAGCGCAGUAGGCUUGACAGUGUGAAGAGCAGCCAGUCGGAAGCCUGCUAUUCGCAACCGGGGAACGCAGACAAAAUCCAGACAGCAUCUCUUCAUCUCUAAACGUCUCCUUCGUCGCACGCUCAUAUACCAAGAGCAAGGAACUCUGUUGAAUCGGAUCUGAGAAGCAGCCUGGCUGGUGUAGUCCCUGCUGUAGUCGCUGCUGUUGUCGAGGAGACCAGGUGUCGAGUCGCCGCGUUGCCAUGGGGAAACAGAACAGCAAGCUGCGGCCGGAGAUGCUGCAGGACCUCCGGGAGAACACCGAGUUCUCUGAUCAUGAGCUCCAGGAGUGGUACAAGGGCUUCCUGAAGGACUGUCCCAGCGGCAACCUCAACGUAGAGGAGUUCAAGAAGAUCUACGCCAACUUCUUCCCCUACGGCGACGCCUCCAAGUUUGCCGAGCACGUGUUCCGCACGUUCGACACCAACAACGACGGCACCAUCGACUUCCGGGAGUUCAUCAUCGCUCUGAGCGUGACGUCGCGGGGAAAGCUGGAGCAGAAGCUCAAGUGGGCCUUCAGCAUGUACGACCUGGACGGCAACGGCUACAUCAGCCGCGACGAGAUGCUGGAGAUUGUACAGUGGUGGGGGGUGAAGGUUGUGAGGCCCUCGAGCCGGACGAGACUGCUGGGGUUUUGA
Messenger RNA from Osmerus eperlanus (European smelt), 830 nucleotides. RefSeq names its product hippocalcin-like protein 1. Lineage: Eukaryota; Metazoa; Chordata; Actinopteri; Osmeriformes; Osmeridae. Bases 396 to 830 code for a protein of 144 amino acids. The transcript has 4 exons. The record is from RefSeq and is a predicted model, not a curated record. Gene Ontology annotation, molecular function: calcium ion binding.